Molecule: messenger RNA, 3746 nt
Organism: Scleropages formosus (Asian bonytongue)
Lineage: Eukaryota; Metazoa; Chordata; Actinopteri; Osteoglossiformes; Osteoglossidae
Gene: ttc38
Product: tetratricopeptide repeat domain 38
Exons: 14
Coding region: 476-1711 (411 amino acids)
Molecular function (GO): protein binding
Source: RefSeq, a predicted model, not a curated record
UGCAUAAAGCAAAAAUCAAGGACAAUUUCACAGCACAUAUGCAAUCGGCAAUGGAGAAAAAAAAUAGGGCUUAAACCUGGACUGAAACAGCAAGUAAGGUUUCUGCUUUAUAUGGUUUAUUGUGGUAAGUUAUCGCUACAGCAUUGCUUCUGGUACCACUCGGUACGCUUAAGCAUUUUACAGAACCACACAACACCGCUGCUCCUGUAAACAGGGACAGAGAUGCGGAGUCUGUUCCCAGCAUCCUCAGUUUGGACACGCAGGGAGUAGCUACGAACCUGAGCGGGUAUUGGCUCCAUAUUUCGUCCAUUUCUCAACGGGGAAAAGGGUAGAAAACUAGGCCUGGCAAGUGGAGGGUCUUCCUCUGUCCACUACCAGCAACGAGGCAUGCAAACUGUAUGAUGCCACGCUGACUCAGUAUGUGACCUGGCGCAAUGACCAAACACUCGGUGGCCUAGAGGGCUGUGUUUCUAGGAUGCUGGACGCUGACCCAAACUUUGUGAUGGGUCAUGUGAUCGGCACGGGUCUGGAGGUGAUUGGGACAGGGAGCUCGAUUCUACGGAACCAGCAGCUAGCCAGUGCUGUGAAGAGGACUGUGGAGCUGGCCCAGACCCAGGAUAUUACACCCAGGGAGAAGCUGCAUGCCAGUGCCAUUGAGCAGUUCUCCAAGGGGUGUAUCCCCAAGGCCUGCGACCUGUGGGAAGAAAUCCUGUUGGAGCAUCCCACUGACCUGCUGGCACUUAAAUUUGCACACGACGGCUAUUUUUACCUGGGAUACCAAGUGCAGAUGCGGGACUCUGUGGCACGAGUUUUACCGCACUGGAAGCCUCACAUGCCACUGUACAGCUACCUUAAAGGAUUAUAUUCCUUCGGACUGCUGGAGACACGCUUUUAUGACCAGGCAGAAAAAGUUGCAAAAGAGGGCUUGGCUUUGACUCCUGGGGAUGCCUGGAGCGUACACUCUGUUGCACAUGUCCAUGAGAUGAGAGCUGAAGUUGACAAGGGGCUGAAGUUCAUGGAGAGCACGGAGAAAGAUUGGAAUGGCUGUGACAUGCUUGCCUGCCAUAACUAUUGGCACUGGGCCUUGUAUUUCAUUGAAAAGGGAGAGUAUGAAGCGGCGCUGGAAAUAUACGAUGAGCAGAUUGCCCGCCGAUUUGUGUCCUCUGGAGCCAUGCUGGACAUCGUGGAUGCCUGCUCCUUGCUCUACAGGCUGGAGUUGGAGGGAGUAAGUGUGAAGGAGCGCUGGAGGGAGCUCCUUCCGAUCACACAGCCCCAUACGGAGGACCACGUGCUCCUGUUCAAUGACCUCCACUUCCUCAUGACCUCCCUAGGAGUUGAGGAGCAAGGACUCACACAGAGACUGUUGGAGUCUCUGCGGAAGCAGGCAGAGGAUCCAGGGGAGCAUCACCAGCUGCAGCUGGCUUGGGACCUGGGGCUGGCCAUGUGCCAAGCCCUGGUCGAGUACCGCCAAGGUAACUAUAGCCAGGUGGUGGAGCUGCUUCGGCCCAUUCGCUACCGCUUCAGCCAGAUAGGGGGAAGCGAUGCGCAGAGGGAUGUUUUCAGUCAGCUGCUCAUUCACGCAGCAAUGAGGUCUGAGAGGAAACGGCACAGAAUGCUGGCCAGAUGCCUGCUGGUGGAGAGGGAUGCAGUGAGACCCAACUCUCCGCUGACAGAUCGCCUCAUUCAGAGGGCUAAUGCUAUGUGUGUGUAAAGGGGUCAAGGUUGAAGAGAAGAGACGUGCCUUUCCGUAAGGUUCCUCCUCACCAACAGUUACGCUUCACCUCUCUAUAUUCCAUGCCAAUGUUUCAGUGUGAUCUCUUCCCUUUCAAAGAACUUCUUCCUUCAGUUUUAAUUGUUCAUGUUCUCAACCCCAUGUAAAGUAGCUACACACCACCUCUCAUAUAGCUAAUACUUUCAUUUGGAAUCAUUUUCAUUCCAUCCACAUUCAUGUUGACACAAUCUGAAAUAAACGUGGCAAUUAUGAUGCAUAUGUAUUUAUAAACUCAGCAUUAUGGUUCAUCUCUGUGGCCUUAAUAGAAUUAUUACACAAGGAGCAAUGUAUAGAGACACACUGACUUCCAACAGGUUGGUGUGGGAAUCCAUACAUCUACAAUAUACUGUUAUUGGAAAAAGUAAAUUGAAAACUAAAGGAUGCCAAGUCCUUCAAUCUAUAACUGCUGUAUUACAUAAGGUAAAAUUGAGGCAAAUCCCCAAACUGAAGGCUCAGCAUUUAACAGUACCCCCCCCCCAGUAUUUUAACUAGACUAUAGGGUGUUGGUAUCGUGAUAUUGUCCCACCCCAUUUGAAAUCAGAUUUAUACCCCUGGGGAUAUUAGCCUGGUAGCUGUAGCUGGUGGAACCCCUGCCAGUGUACAGAGUUCAUUCAAGCCAUUAUAGACUGUGAACCCCUAAGAAGAGCAGUCCUGAGCGUGCAGCCACCCCCCCCCACGCUGCCAGUGAACUGACUGCUGCUCCAUGAAUCCUGACUGACCAGCACAUGAGUGCAGUAACUUGUCUUGGUUGUAGGCUCCCCAGGGUACUUCUCCAUCAGCACUCCCACAUACAGAGUGUGUGUGUGUGCGUGCGUGCAACACAGCCUGCUAUUAAAUACACAAACAGUACUUGUGGAUGGUGUGAAAAUGUCUGCUUAAACACCGAAGCAUGAUCUACAUAACGGAUAUAAAUCUGUCCUCACAGUGUGUAAAUGCUUGUGUGUGCCAGGAAAAUGUGAUCCUCACUGCUUACAGUUAAUCAUGGAGGGGAUUUCCAUGGGCGCUUUCACACGCUGAGGUGACAUAUUGAUGGAGUGUAUGCAAAUGUGUUUUUAAAUCCACGGCUAGAUUGCCUGUAAAUGAGCAUCUAAAGAGGCCCUGGUGAUGGGGAGUGCCUGCAAAUGCUCGCACUUAAAUAUGUGUGUGAUGCACGCGGCCGCUGCGAGCGUCUGUCUGCAUUUGUAAAUGUUUGUGGACAGCGUGCUGAAGAGGCCGGGCCCACGCCUGUUUCACAGCAGCGCUAAUACACCGCGAUGGCUGUAAUAACACACUUGCUAGCUGUGCUAAUGAGCUCCAGUGCCCCCUCACACACCACGCUGGGAUGCGUUUGUGUGUGUGCGUCAUUGCUGGGACUGUGUGCUGUAGGGUGGAGGGGUUGGGGAGCGCGGACAAGCACAAUUUACUGUUCUCCAUUGAAAAGUACUGUGCUUAAUCACUUGACAGGGUGAAACCGUGGACCAAGGGGGCACUCGGUGGCUGGAGCCUGGGGGGUUCCGACUGCAGGUGCAGGGCAACAGUAACUAAGGCUGCAGGCACAUCACUGCAGUACUGUUAAAGUUACUUCUCCUUUCAGAGUGAUACACAGUGCACUUAUAUGGCAACUAACAGUGCAAUGGCAGCACCUGUUAGGCAAAACCCUUAAAUAUGCAUUUUUAUUGGCAUUUUAUUGCCAGAAUGAGGACGCGCGAUGUGGAUGUGUGAGUUUAGAAAGGAUUGUCGUACCUUGCGUGUGACACUGAUGGAUGAUUGCAAUAUUGCGGGGAUUUUGGCUGUCACCUCUCCACCAGCGUGGGCCACACAGCUGGGAAAAGUGGAGAGGAUCAAAGUGAAGGCUGCUGCUCCGUGCUUUUAUUGAGCCACUGCUCUCCCACCUCUAUAUAACAAUCUGUGAAAUCUUAAUACAACUUAAUGCUUUGUUUUCUUCAUAGGUUAGAUUCUGUUAAACAUCUUACAUUUAUUUAGAAGAUGUUUUCUC